This is a messenger RNA of Danaus plexippus (monarch butterfly), 2701 nucleotides long. Its product is annotated as UDP-glucosyltransferase 2-like. Gene Ontology annotation, molecular function: UDP-glycosyltransferase activity. The transcript has 4 exons. Lineage: Eukaryota; Metazoa; Arthropoda; Insecta; Lepidoptera; Nymphalidae. The record is from RefSeq and is a predicted model, not a curated record. Bases 266 to 1858 code for a protein of 530 amino acids.
UUUAAAUUAUUAAUAGUGUUUGCAUGCUAUGUGACUGCUUUGCUGAAGAACGUGGUACCGGAAAAAAAUAAUUAUUUAAUGCUAAGAAAUUAUACGUUUUUAUAACUUAUAGUCGGCAAAUAAUUACUUUAGUCAGUAUCAAGUGAAACAACUUAAUCUAAGCAAGGUUUUCUAGUAUCUUGAUAAGAUUAUAUGUUUUUCUACCAAGUCCGAUGUAGAUAAACUAAUGAGUUUAAUAAAUGAUUUCAGAAGUUAAUUGACAGUUAUGAAGAUAAAUACUAGUGUUUCUUUGCAUAAAAUGUAUUUAAAAUUAGUUAUAGUUUAUUUAGUGUGUGCAUUAUCUCGGAUUGAAGCAGCAAAUAUUUUAGGAAUUUUUCCUGUACCAUCCAUCAGUCACCAGGUGGUAUUUAGAAAAAUAACUCAAGGUUUGGCAAAUAGGGGUCACAACGUGACCGUCAUAACACCAGACCCAGCUUACAAGAACGGCGAAGCACCUCCUAACUACCAUGAAAUAGACGUCCACGAUAUUUCUUAUGGAGUUUUACAAAAUAUUAUAAAACAGCAAGUACAAGUCUUUGGAGAUGUUAUGACAUUUUCUGACGUAAGGGGAACUUCUAUGUUCAUGAGGGCGAUAUUUCGAGCACAGUUGGAAACAGAAGCAGUGCAGAAAAUAAUAUCUGAGAGGCCUAAAUUUGAUUUGAUUUUAAUAGAAUCAAUUAAUCGUCUGGGUUUAUCGUACUCGCAUCUAUUUAAGGCACCGGUUAUAUUAGUUAGCUCAUUCACAGCUGUUUUCGAUAAUCAUAAUGUUAUGGGAUCUCAAACGCAUCCUUUUUUGUAUCCAAUAUCUUUUCGUGAUCGGAUUUACAAUCUCUCUCUGACUGAAAAGUUAAAACAAUUAUAUAUCCAUUUUUAUGUUGAAUACGCAGAUUAUUUAAAUCGAAAAGAAGAAAAUUCUUUUCUAAAGGAAAUUUUCGGGCCUCAAUGUCCAUCGCUGAAUGAAAUGAAUAAAAAUGUUGACAUGUUGCUUUUAAAUAUUCAUCCUAUGUGGGUAGACAAUCAGCCUGUUGCUUCCAAUGUAAUUUAUAUGGGUGGUAUACAUCAGUUACCUGAAAAAAAACUACCACAGGAACUUCAAAAAUAUUUAGAUUCAUCUAAAAAAGGAGUCAUUUAUGUGAGUUUCGGAACCAACGUGCUGUCGCAAGUUUUUCCUGAAGAUAAACUUAAAAUUAUUAUCAAUGUUGUAUCAAGACUUCCUUACGAUAUACUAUGGAAAUGGGAUAAGGAUGAACUACCUAUAAAAGCCAGCAAUAUCAAAUUAUCAAAAUGGUUGCCACAAUCUGAUUUAUUAAGGCACAAGAAUGUUAAACUAUUCAUAACACAAGCUGGUCUUCAGUCUACCGAUGAAGCCAUUACAGCAGGAGUUCCUCUGGUUGCGAUUCCAAUGUUAGGAGACCAAUGGUUUAAUGCUGAGAAAUAUGAAAAGUUCGGUAUCGGUAUCAAAUUAGAUGUUAAGACCUUGACAACGGAUCAACUAUCCAAAGCCAUUGAGACCGUUAUAAGUGAUGAAAGCUAUCGUCACAAUAUAUCAAAACUUCGAGGUCUAAUGCAUGAUCAGCCCGAACCACCUCUUAAUCGCACCAUGUGGUGGAUUGAAUAUGUAUUAAGACAUGGUGGCGCAAAACAUUUACGAUCGGCUGGAGCUAAUAUGUCAUAUUGGGAAUAUUUUGAAAUGGAAUUAAUAUUAGUGAUUCUCUUAGGAAUAUUUAUAAUUGUAGCAGGGAUUUCUGUAGUAGGUUUUAUGCUUAUACAUUUUAUUUCACAAUUUUCCAAAACUACGAAGAAAUUAAAAACAAAUUAACAUCUUAAAUAUAUUUAUUCAUAUUCUAUGUUAAUUUUUUUUUGCCAUAAUGUAAUUUUACAUGUGAAAUAAAAUAAUGAUUGUAAUAUUGUAAUUAUUCAUAUUUAGAUAUUGUUUCAAGAUUACAAAGCCUUAAGUUAUGAAAAGUGACUCUUCUAAUAGAAAUCAUCAGAUCGAAGUGAAAACAAUGUAAUGUCUUUGACUGAUAAGUUUUAUAACAAACAAUAUAAUCAAAACAAAUGUUCUUACUUAAGGACGUGUUACACUCAUGCCAUCAGAUAAUGUAAUGCAUUUAAAUAUUACACAAAUAUUUAAAAAUAUAUUAUAACAAAGUAUUACAGAAGAUUAUUUAGUUUUGCUGUACCGCCACAGUGAAGGUUAAAUCGGAAUAUUUUUUUAUCAUACUUAAUGGUUACAGACAAAUAGUGGCCUGGUACUGAACAUGUUUGUUUUAAAGUCGUUUAAUAUUAUAAUAAAUAACUAUCAGAACAAUUGUAUUAAAUCAAAAUUUUGAUUACGAUAACCAUACAUUGAUUGGUCAUGCCAAUGUCAUGCUUAUAACGUGACCAGUUAUCAAUUAUAUAAUUCAUCCUUGAAGAGAUAUGAUAAAGCAAAUAUUUAUGUUUUUUGUUUAGUUAAGCCCUCUCAUUUAUAUUAUUUGACAACUUUAAUUGUAUAUAGCCAUACCUAAGCCAAUACAAAUAAAAAACAUUAUUAUUUCGGCGUUUAACCAGUAAUUAAAUGAAUUAUAUCGGUCAGGCUAAUUUCUAUAUCCUCAUUUUAAAGAGUUUCUUUGUAUGAAUUCAAAAUUGAUUAAAGUUUUCUUUUAACAUGAAAUAAAAA